Molecule: messenger RNA, 1068 nt
Organism: Ailuropoda melanoleuca (giant panda)
Lineage: Eukaryota; Metazoa; Chordata; Mammalia; Carnivora; Ursidae
Gene: DRC12
Product: dynein regulatory complex subunit 12 homolog
Exons: 7
Coding region: 184-792 (202 amino acids)
Source: RefSeq, a predicted model, not a curated record
UUCAGUCCUGCCCUCGAAGGAAAUUUGUCACCCUGGAUUGGCUCCCAGAACCCAGGCUCCUCCUCCGGCUCCCAGCUGGUUGGGCCUUUUCUCUGCCCCUCCCCAUGAGUGGGUCACCCCACAGGGAGACACAACAGAGACCAGAGAGGAUCCUAGGUAGGAAGAGGCAGGGACAGCAAGGAGAUGCCACCCAAGACCAAAGAAAAAGGGAGGAAAACUGGGGCCCAGAAGAAGAAAGAGAAGGCAGGUGCUGAUGUGGAGGCCAAGUCCGCACACAGGUGGGCAGUGCUGGAGAAGGAGCUGCUCCAAGACCACUUGGCUCUGCGGAGGGAUGAAGCCCGCCGGGCCAAAGCUUCUGCAGAGCAGCUAAAGCGGAGGCUGCAAGUGCUGGAGGCUGAGCUGGAGGAGGCCCGAAGUGAGGGCGAGGCCGUCUAUGCAGAGAUGAGUCGUCAGUGCCGAGCCCUGCAGAAGGAAAUGGAGACCCGCAGCAGGCAGCUGGAGGAAGAAGUGACGGGCCUUCGGGAGCAGCUGGAGACGUGCCAGAGGGAGGCUGAGACUGCACGGCGAGAGGCUGAGCAGGCCCUCGGAGAGCGGGACCAGACUCUGGCUCAGCUCCGGGCCCACGUGGCAGACAUGGAGGCCAAGUAUGAGGAAAUCUUACAUGGCAGCCUGGACCGACUCUUGGCCAAGCUGAGAGCCGUCAAGCCUCAGUGGGACGGGGCUAUGCUGAGACUUCACGCCAAGUACAAGGAGCAGCUCUGCCAGUUUGGACUCAACCCCCUGGAUCUUUGAAGCUGUAAGCUGCUAGUCUCUGGGGCUCUCAGAGGCCCCAGCAAUAAAGCUGUCUUGAUGUAGAACUCAACAGAACUAUGGUCUGUGGCUUUUGGGCAGAUAUGAGUGUCUCUCUGGGGGCACAUUGGUUCUGGGCUGACCCAUUACCCUGAAGACUGAAGGAGAGGAAUUUGACAAACUCUCAACUCCUCUCUUAGAGAAACUGGGCCCCAUGCCUUGAGUCUGGGGCCGUUUUGGUCCCUUCAAAUCACCAUCCCCUACACCCACCCAGCCAAC